Molecule: messenger RNA, 759 nt
Organism: Didymodactylos carnosus
Lineage: Eukaryota; Metazoa; Rotifera; Eurotatoria; Philodinida; Philodinidae
Source: the annotation of a GenBank genome assembly
AUGCUACCAAGUAUUUGGGAUCUGAGACUAUCCUAUAUGUCAUUUUGUAGCCCAUUAAAUUCUCUGUCGAAUGGUCGAUAUGGAAGCAGCGUGCGAGUUCAUUCGAAAAAUGAGAAAAACAUUUCUAUCAAACGUUACGUUGAUAAUGUUCUCGGUGGUAAUGAGAAAGAAGGUGUUACGCUCGGUGAUCUAAGUUUGGUCGCUGGCGAAGAUGUGGCUGAACUUGUUAUGUGUUAUUACAAAAAUCGUUUUGUUGGUGCUACACGAACGGUGCAUGCAGGGUUAAGUUGCUGGCAGUUGAGCAAAAUAUUUGCGGAGAACGGUAAUCCGAAAAUUAUUCAGACAGAUUGUGGAAUAGAAUUUCUCGAUGCGUUGACUGAAUUAUGCAAAGAACGAGGCUUGUGUCAAAUCCGAAGUAGUGCAUAUCAUCCUGAAUCACAGGGAAAAUGUGAAGGAUUUUACCAAGCUACGAAUGGACGUCAUCGAGAACUCGCUGUACCCGCACUUGAGAAAAACGCACAAAAGAAAAGCGGAACAAAAUUAGUGAUUGCCUAUCGCCUUCAUUGUGAACCAGGGACGUUGGAUAUCAUUGAACUAGUUCGAAAUGGAGAUUUUGGAGAUCCUACAAUUUUCUCAUUAACAUUUAUCGAAAGAAAAUCAUCGAGCGGAAUUAGCGCUGUUCGAAAUCUAUAUGGUAUGGAACCAAUUGAAGUUUCAGCUAUUGGCUUAAAAGCUCCUAGUUCUACGAGAAGUUUAUAG